Pecten maximus is the source of this 3200-nucleotide messenger RNA. RefSeq lists its product as uncharacterized. The record is from RefSeq and is a predicted model, not a curated record. The transcript is spliced from 2 exons. The coding region runs from base 152 to 751 and encodes 199 amino acids. NCBI's taxonomy places the organism in Eukaryota, Metazoa, Mollusca, Bivalvia, Pectinida, Pectinidae.
GGCCUCCCCAGUUAGAACGUAGACACUGCCGACGACGGUUCUCUUAAAUGAGCCGAACACUAGCGAACAUUAACGAACUUCACCGAAGAAGGAAACAUAAAUAGACAAUUGUAAUUCGUACAAAAAAGUUUCUUAUAAAAUUGUAAAGAAAAUGGAUACCACAUGUGGAGAAUUUAACCCUGCAAUGGACAAUCGUGAUAAAUACACAGAAUCAAUAGAGCUUUCCAACAAAUGUCGCGAGUUUUACAGACGAAGGAUGGAAAACAUGGAGAUGUCUAAACAACGACUGUCACCUACUCUCCGACCCGGACACAAGACUAAGAAAUCCUCCAUAGAUGUUGCCAUGGAAAAACUGGGCACAGAAAUGACAUCCUUGAUGGACCAGGACAUGUCCCUAAUGAAGCAGCUGCUCAUGCUGAACGAGGCUAUCGAGGAGCUAAAAUUCCAUCGUCGCUAUAGCAACAGUUCACUCCCCGACAGUUCAUGUGACCUGGUCAGUGACUCGGACGACGGAUCGGUGUCCGAGACAGACAUGUUUGGGUCAGAGGACGAUUUAAUCAAAAUGUGCAACAACUGUCAUCUCGACAACGUAUUGACAAGUUCUGUAUCUACACCAUGUGACAAUAUCAACCAAACACCAUCCAAACAGAGCAACCUCGUUCACAGCGAAUCGUACCUAGAUCACUCUUCUCACGGAGAACAAAACAUUUCGUACGACUCAGGGUUCGAGUCGAGCUAUGUGUCGUCAUGAGACCACGACAUUUAUCGCUGCCUAGAAACACAUUGGUGCUAACAUUUUCUACAAACACUUGUACGACAUGGAAUACCCUUUACAGUUUCCUGUUUUAUACAACGAUGGCGGUUGCCAGACGACAGAUGUUUACAAUAUAGACUACAGCAUCCUUCAUCUCCGUACGACCUAGAGUUGUUUGUCCGAAACCAGUGAGCCAGAGACUAAUUACAAAUUAAGUGACUGUUGACUACAUUUGGCGUUAAACAUUUUGGUAAAUUAUGUGGAAAUCGCAAUUCGGUACAAAAUUCAUCAUCAAAAAAAAAGAAAAAAGAAAAACAAAAAGCAUGAAAAACGUCCCGUGUUAAUUUAUGAAAUGCUUUUUAAAGACAUGAUAUUGGCGUAUGCCUCGAGUUUCGGACGAUCAGCUGUCUCUGCCGUACGGUACCAUUAUACAUUCCGACUGGCUGGCCAUGUCAGCUACUUUAUCGUUAGUUAGACAUUGUACUAUAAAGUGCUGUGGUGUUUACCUACGUUAGUUGAGGUUUUACCUCCAAAACUUGGUUAACUCCAAUCCCGACGGUAUCCACUAUGUGGAUAGACAAAUCACGAGUAACGUACCCUGCCGGGGCAGGGAGACAUGGCCCCGGGGGUGAAGAAGCCACUGCCCUAGGGUGUGGCAGUGAGCUGAUAUGAGUAUACAAAGCAGGCCCUAUACAGGGGCAAACACUCAUACCAUGAUCAUGUAUUAAGAGAGCAAUGUCUGUUAGAUGUUCAUUCAGACGUUCUCAUGAGUAACACGAGUCAAAAAUUCGCAUGGGUACGAAACUGACACCAGUAACAGAUGAGUCAGACAUUCUCACGAGUAACGCGCGAGUCAAAAACUCAUAUGAGUAAGAAACUGACAUCAGUAACAGAUGAGUCAGACAUUCUCACGAGUAACGCGCGAGUCAAAAACUCAUAUGAGUAAGAAACUGACAUCAGUAACAGAUGAGUCAGACAUUCUCACGAGUAACGCGCGAGUCAAAAACUCGCAUGGGUACGAAACUGACAUCAGUAACAGAUGAGUCAGACAUUCACACGAGUAACGCGCGAGUCAAAAACUCAUAUGAGUAAGAAACUGACAUCAGAAACAGAUGACUCAGACAUUCUCAUGAGUAAUGCAUGAGUCAAAAACUCAUAUGAGUAAGAAACUGACAUCAGAAACAGAUGACUCAGACAUUCUCAUGAGUAAUGCAUGAGUCAAAAGCUCAUACGAGUAAGAAACUGGCAUCAGUAUGAGUCAGAUUCCAAAUAAUUUACGAGUCAAAAACUCAUAUGAGUAACAGGUAACUAAAACUCGUCAUCAAGUAGACGAGAAGGGACUCGUAAACACCGAACUUAUGUCCCCACAUGUGAUAUAACGUUCAGGUAAACAACAGGACUAUUUAUCUGGUUGAUAUGGGUAUCAAAGAUCAGAUACACCAUUAUAUAAAGGCUGUAGUCACGUGUCAUACAGUCCGGGUUUGUCUGGGGACAUCCGGGUAACGGAUACCCGGAAACAUACUUUCGAUCAAUUUCGGAUCAGAUAGACUUAGGAUGGAUAAUGCGUGUUUUAUUAUAUCUAAUUCAAAUUCGUAUUAUAUACAACCUCGCUAUAGUCAAAGUAACCAGGAUAUCAAAUAUUCAAAACCUGUUGCAUCUUGUUUAGAUUUUAAUCAUUAAAAAUAUAACAAACGGUAUUGUCUUUCUGUCACGUGCUCCAUCCUAGGUUAUCUGUGGUAAGAUGAGAGACAGGAUCGCUCUCUCUCAUUCUCAUGUACUGAGUAUAGCGAUCGAAGCGGUUAACGUUUAAUUAACCUUUCUUUUAUUUACACAUUCAAAUUACAAAAUUUUGAUCAAUUGUUGAUUAGUAAACUCAAAAUGUAUGACGUUUUUAUCUCGACUGAUCAAUUAAAGGGGAAGUCCUUUCCUAUUCAUUUAUAGAUUUAAACAAAUAUUCAAUUUGUUGUAAAAAGUUUUAAAUGCUUUAACAAUUUAAGAAUUAUUUUAAUGAAUGACGAUGUAGAAUAUUUUAACAUGAUUUAUCAGGGCUUAACCCUAACGCUGUGCUGUAUAUAACUUGUAAAACAACAUCUAUGUUUUUGUGAUCAAAGGAAAAGGAAAACCACACCAACACUUUCAGUCUCCAAAAAUGAUCAUUUCAUUAAAAUGACAAAGUUUAAUAAUAUCAGUGGAUGUAAAAUGGCCGCUGUAGACGUGGAAAAUUGAAAACAGGGAACCGUGUUAAAGAACCAAUUAACACACAUAUUAUAUAAGAUAAAUAAUAUUUAAUUUUACAUUUUUUGGGGGGUAAAUCAGAAUUUUGACCAAAUCGGUCUUUAAACAUAAUAUCUUACAUGGAAUGUCUAUUUCGAGACUGAAAUACUUGAUGUCUGACAUUUAUGCCGGAAAUAAAUAAUUAACAAUUAUGAAGCACGAGGGAAGAACG